UGGAUGGUAACAGUUUUCAGUUACUACGUCAUGUUUUGCACACAGUUGUUUAUUCCUAAUGUUUCACUUGUGAUGAAGGUGUAACGACCAAUAUAAAACGCAGAUCAGCUGAGUGUUUAUGCACAAAUGGAUUUAGUGAUGAAUGGAAUCCAGCUUCAUAAACCACUCAGCAGUGAUGGAGAAGCAUCUGUUUCAGACUGCACAACAGAAUGGGAAAUAUAUGAGGUCAAUUUACCAGAUUCUGUUGAAAAACUUCAAAAGCAAACGAUACUUAGGCUUCAGUUAUGUAUGGACGAAUCUCAGACUGAGUUUGCAGAAAAUCACAGGCGAUGA
Molecule: messenger RNA, 333 nt
Organism: Heterobilharzia americana
Lineage: Eukaryota; Metazoa; Platyhelminthes; Trematoda; Strigeidida; Schistosomatidae
Source: the annotation of a GenBank genome assembly